CCGGCAAGGGACGGGACAACAAACAACCACCUCCUAACCUUCCUCGAGACAUCAUCAGUCCUUUGAGAUAAUCGUUACGCCGCACCUCGCUUCAACACCACCGGACUGACGAGUCCGCCUGAAACCGUGGACAUCAUGGCGGGACGUGUACGCCAGCCCAUUGAUGCUGGGAGGCUCGAGAAAUGGAUCCAGAAGCACGUGCCCCAGAUUGAGGUGCCGCUGGACAUCAAGCAGUUUGGCUUCGGCCAGUCCAAUCCAACCUACCAAUUGACUGCGGCCGAUGGCAAGCGCUACGUGCUGCGCAAGAAGCCGCCAGGACAGCUGGUGUCCAAGACGGCCCACAAGGUCGAGCGCGAGUACCGCAUCAUCCACGCGCUCGCCAAGACCGACGUGCCCGUGCCCAGGGCCUACUGCCUGUGUGAGGACGAGUCCGUGAUCGGGACGCCCUUCUACAUCAUGGAGUUCCUUGACGGGCGCAUCUUCGAGGACCCCGUCAUCCCGAGCGUGCUGCCGGACCACCGCCGCGCCAUCUGGGCCGACGCCGUGCGCACCCUCGCCAAGCUGCAUCGCAUCGACCCGCGGUCCAUCGGCCUCGAGAACUUUGGCAAGCCCACGGGCUUCUACACCCGCCAGGUCGCCACGUGGCGCGCCGUGUGCGACGCCCAGGCCGCUGUCCGCGAUGUCGACACCCGCGAGGCCGUCGGGCCCCUGCCUUACUUUAGCGAGCUGAUGGAGUUCUUCGCCGACGAGAGCCAACAGCCUGCCGACCGCGGCACGCUGAUCCACGGCGACUUCAAGAUCGACAACCUGGUCUUCCAUAGGACCGAGCCUCGCGUGAUCGGUGUCUUGGACUGGGAGAUGUCCACAAUAGGCCACCCACUCGCCGACAUCUCCAAUCUUAUCACCCCUUAUUUCACAGCCCGCCUCGACCCGCGCCGCUCCGUCAACGUGCACCCGGGCUUCCUCCCGCGCGCCACGCGCGGCCUGCCGGCCGUGGACGAGAUCAUCACACUCUACUUCUCCGUCGUCGAGGCGCCACCGCCGCCGCCGCCGCGGCGGUCGUCCAGUUUCAGUUCCGGCGCAAGUGCCUCCUCGUCCUCCUCCUCCUCUGCCGAAUCCUCCCUCGAACUCACGCUGAGCAACAGCACCAAGAUCAAAAGGGAGACGGCCCCAUCGCGGCGCGACAGGAACCGGGAGCUGCAGUGGGCGCAGGCCUUCAACAUCUUCCGGCUGGCCGCCAUCUGCCAGGGGAUUGCGGCGCGACAGGCCGGGCGGCAGGCGAGCAGCGAGCAGGCGAGGCGAUACGGCGAUGCGCGGGGCCCGCUGGCCGAGUUCGCCUGGGAGCUCGUGCAGAGCGCGAGGUCGUCGGGCGGCGGGCCGUCGGGUAGCGGAGGUGGUAGCGGAGGUGGUAGCGGGCAGGGAAGGGCUAACAGGGGGGCAGGGUCAAGAUUGUGAGAGGCUUGACUUUGAGUUGUUGACGGUUGCCAUGUAUGUAUUUUCUGGGGAGUGGAAUUGUGCAGUCGUUGCAUUGCAUUAGAUGGCCGAUGUGGCAACCUUCAGCAUCGGGAGGGUCAUGGACAUGUGGGAACUUGACGCGUUAUAUGUGUGUUCUAGACACGGCGCUUCGAAGUGAGGGUUCGACCGGCUUCACAGUCGACUGUGCAUAGUAGUAGUUCAGUUGUAGUGCGUAUGUAAGGUAUUUGUACUUGUACAUAGACAAUCUCUGGCUAUAUCACUCUGCUUGAGCGAACACGGUAUGCUUGCACACUAUGGCCACCGGCCCCGCCGAGCG
Messenger RNA from Chaetomium strumarium, 1792 nucleotides. RefSeq names its product kinase-like domain-containing protein. NCBI's taxonomy places the organism in Eukaryota, Fungi, Ascomycota, Sordariomycetes, Sordariales, Chaetomiaceae. The record is from RefSeq and is a predicted model, not a curated record. The coding region runs from base 136 to 1455 and encodes 439 amino acids. The transcript is spliced from 3 exons.